Schistosoma curassoni is the source of this 723-nucleotide messenger RNA. NCBI's taxonomy places the organism in Eukaryota, Metazoa, Platyhelminthes, Trematoda, Strigeidida, Schistosomatidae. The record is from the annotation of a GenBank genome assembly.
AUGUCACUGUUCGAGUCUUAUGAGAAACAGUAUGGAAAUCUGACUAGCGACAUAACAUUCAAGCUAGGAAAAAUUCCCCAGUUAAGUGGUGGUGAAAGGGCGAAAGAAGUACAUGAUGUGUCAAUACUUUUUGACGAGACAAAGGAGUUAAUUGAACAGAUGUCUCUGGAAGUUCAGGAAAUGCGAUCUGACAUCCGUCCCAAAUUUCAAAAUAGGCUUGAGUGUUACCGAAAAGAAUUAGGAAAACUCACGACAGAAUUCCGGCGACCGCGGUAUGCCGUUCGGCGCCCUGACCAUAAGGAUUCACGCGGUUCCGAUGAUGAGGACAAUUUACACGAAGAGGUUUUGUUUGAUACAGACAUGAGAGCUCAACUUCUGAACAACACUGAACGAAUAUCUCGGACUACUACCAAAUUGGAAGAUGGUGUGCGAGUUGCUUUGGAAACAGAAGAAGUAGGUGGUCAUAUACUACAAGACUUAAGCGAGCAACGAGAAAAACUUCAAAGAAGUAGAGACAGGCUUCGUCAGGCAGAUUCUGAUCUGAAAAAGAGCUCUCGAAUACUUUCAGUAAUGACUCGCAGAAUUCUUCAAAACAAAUUCCUUCUAAUCACUGUGAUAUUUCUGAUUGUGUUAAUAUUUUUCUUAACCAUAUAUCUGGUCACCCGUCGUGCGACAACACACGCGAACUCGUCUUCUGCUACAAUAAACUCAUCUCACCCAUGA